AUGCAACUGUUGAUGCUUUCUGUGUUUGCUGUUACGGCGCUUGCAGCGCCACAGGGAUAUACGCUUCAAGAGCCAGGCGGCCCUAGUUUCUCAGUAAACGAAGGGCCUGGACUUCAUGUAGGAUCUGCCGAUCGCGUAUCGCUUGGUGUCUCCUCAGGCGCUGAUAGUGUAGGAAUCUCUCCUAGUACUGAUGUUUCUACCGGUGUAAGCCUCAUCACGAAACCUGGAUUCUCUACCAAUAAUGACAGAACGUCUGGUAUUUCUCCCACUGAAACUGGAGUCCUCUCUGAUACUGAUCUUUCAAUUGGUAGUGGCAUUGCCAUAAACUUUGACACUGAAUGCCAGGAGGGAGAAAUCCGACAUGUAGAUGGAUCAUGUGUAGUCCCCGAAAUAACAAGGAAGGUCUUCGUCUUCUCUGUUCCUAAGCAAGAGCGAGAGCCCACCGACUCUACCGUAGACCUCCCCCCGCCGAAGGUAGAGCAUAAUAUCCUCUUUGUUCGCUUGCCUGAGGGAGGAGUUGGUCCCGAGCCCAUUGUUGUGCCUCCGCCAAGGCAAGAAAACAUCAUCUACGUCCUGAAUAAGCAAGGCGAACAAGGCCAGCGCGUGAUCGAAGUACCAGCCCAUCCUCCUUCCGAGCCUGAGGUAUACUUUGUCAACUACGAAGAAGGAGAAAACCCAACUCUCCCAGGAGGACUGGAUCUCCAGACUGCUCUUGGUUCUGCCGCUGAUGCUACGGGUCAGUUUAUUGGAAAUGCUGCCAUUGGCAGUGACGAUGGAUUAGAUACAACUGCAUCCAGUGAGCAGAUAUUCUCCCAAAUUGGCUCGGGACAGUUUAGUACUGGAACGGGUAUCAAUGUAGGAACGGAUAUCAAUGUAAAAAAUAACAAGCCCAAUGAAGGCUUUGUAGCUGUACUAGGAGGAUCUCAGAUAGACUCUGAUGUAGCUGAUAUUGCUAACAGAGAAAUCACAAGUGGCCUGUACUCCAUACCGUAA
Molecule: messenger RNA, 993 nt
Organism: Penaeus chinensis
Lineage: Eukaryota; Metazoa; Arthropoda; Malacostraca; Decapoda; Penaeidae
Exons: 2
Coding region: 1-993 (330 amino acids)
Source: RefSeq, a predicted model, not a curated record